AACUAGCGAGUGUGCAAGUCUGCUGGGAAUACCUAUUAGUAGCCUAAACUUCAAGAUAGGUAUAUAAACCUCACGAGGCACGAGAGGCUUAUCCACUAUUUCAGCAAUAUUCAACCGAAAAUGUUCCGCGCUCAACGUGUUUGCUUUUACUUCGUAACUUUCCUGGUCUUCGCAGCUGCCAGACCCAAAAUAAACUCGCAAAAUUCCCAGAAUCAAGUUGGAUUACGAGUGGUCAAAUUUUCGACCGCAGAAAGUUUUCCUUCCAAGUCAUCAAUAUCCACAGAGGCAACUAGUGAACCAUCGACUGUGAGCACCAGCGAAGAUACUUCUGAGGGGCCCACAGUAACUUCACCAUCAUCAGCAUCUGAGGAAACUAGUGAAGCACCUGAGAGUUCCAGCCAAGAACUGUCAACAUUGACUGAAAGCUCCAGCGAAAAGGCUUUAGAGGUGACCAUAGUACCUUCAUCUUCAUCGACGGAAACUAGUGAAGCACCCAGCCAAGAGACCACGGAAAUUGAGGAGUCAUCUGAAGAUUCCUCUGAAGAUGAGAGCUCCGAAUCAAGUGAGGAAUCAGAGGAAGGAUCGUACUACUAUGAUGAUUCGGAUUCCGACUACUACGAUAGUUACUUAUAUUAUUGAUGCAUCGCGUUACCAUUAAACUUUAUGUCAAAACAGAAUACAACUAUUUUUGAAGAGGCUUGAAAA
Molecule: messenger RNA, 705 nt
Organism: Drosophila sechellia
Lineage: Eukaryota; Metazoa; Arthropoda; Insecta; Diptera; Drosophilidae
Product: lisH domain-containing protein C1711.05
Exons: 1
Coding region: 121-639 (172 amino acids)
Source: RefSeq, a predicted model, not a curated record